This is a messenger RNA of Drosophila montana, 17436 nucleotides long. It is a transcript of the gene Strn-Mlck, whose product is annotated as Stretchin-Mlck. Gene Ontology annotation, biological process: homophilic cell-cell adhesion; synapse organization; protein phosphorylation. Lineage: Eukaryota; Metazoa; Arthropoda; Insecta; Diptera; Drosophilidae. The record is from RefSeq and is a predicted model, not a curated record. Bases 5 to 16999 code for a protein of 5664 amino acids. The transcript has 22 exons. Gene Ontology annotation, molecular function: protein binding; ATP binding; axon guidance receptor activity. Gene Ontology annotation, cellular component: plasma membrane; neuronal cell body; axon.
UAAGAUGCUUGAAGUAGGGGAAUAUGAAAGUGAAGACCAAAAGGCGAAGAUACUGGAACAACAAUUAAUUGAAGAGCAGAAACUGGAUACCAAACAGAAGAAGCAGGCUGAGAAGGAUGCUGAAGCGAAAGCCCAGAAGGGAGAAGUAUCUGAAGUUGCUGCUGAGAAAGUUUCUGAGGAAAAGGUUCCUGAGAGUAAAAAGCUUGAAGUAAAGGAAUCUGAAAGUGGAAGCCAAAAGGCGAACGUACUUGAACAACAAUUAAUUGAAGAGCAGAAACUGGAUACCAAACAGAAGAAGCAGGCUGAGAAGGAUGCUGAAGCGAAAUCCCAGAAGGGAGAAGUAUAUGAAGUCCUUGCAGACAAGGUUUCCGAAGAACAGGUUCCUGAGAGUAAAAAGCUUGAGGUAUGUGAAUCUGAAAGGGACGCCCAAAAGGCGAAGGUACUAGAACAACAAGUAAUUGAAGAGCAAAAACUGGAUACCAAUCAGAAGAAACAAGCCGAGAAGGAUGCUGAGAAGAAAGCCCAGAAGGGAGAAGCAUCUGAAGUCGUUGCAGAGAAGGUUUCCCAAGAAAAGGUUCCUGAGAGCAAGAAGCUUGAAGUAAGGGAAUCUGAAAGUGAAGCCCAAAAGGCAAAGGUACUAGAACAACAAUUAAUUGAAGAGCAGACGCUUGACAUCAAACGGAAGAAACAAGCCGAGAAGGAUGCUGAAAAGGUAGCCCAGAAGGGAGAAAUAUCUGAAGUCCUUGCAGAGAAGGUUUCCGAAGAAAAGGUUCUUGAGAGUAAGAAGCUUGAAGUAAGGGAAUCUGAAAGUGAAGCCCAAAAGGCGAAGGUACUAGAACAACAAGUAAUUGAAGAGCAAAAACUGGAUACCAAUCAGAAGAAACAAGCCGAGAAGGAUGCUGAGAAGAAAGCCCAGAAGGGAGAAGCAUCUGAAGUCGUUGCAGAGAAGUUUUCCCAAGAAAAGGUUCCUGAGAGCAAGAAGCUUGAAGUAAGGGAAUCUGAAAGUGAAGCCCAAAAGGCAAAGGUACUAGAACAACAAUUAAUUGAAGAGCAGAAACUGGAUACAAAACAGAAGAAACAAUCUGAGAAGGAUGCUGAAAAGAAAGCCCAGAAGGGAGAAGUAUCUGAAGUCGUUGGUGAGAAAGUUUCUGAGGAUGAACAGGAAGUGAUUAAACAGAAUUUGCAAAUCAAACUCUUAGAUAUUGUUAAAGCUUCUGAAUCUCAAAUUUCCAACGAAGGCUUGCAAUUGAUUGUUACGGAAAGUAACGAUAUAAUCGAAAAUCUAGAAGACUAUGAAAAGGUUUCUAAAUGUAUAUUUAAGCUUCGAGAACACAUUGUUCAUACCUACGAUGGUAAAUCACCUGAAAAACAAAAUGAAAAAGAAAUGGUGGAAGCAUUUAUCGAAUUACUUCUUGAGGCCUCUCCAGCUGCUUCGGAGGAUAUAAUAAAUUGUUGUUUAAAGGAAAUUAAGACUAAUAUCAUUUUAACCAAAGCUGCUGUCCGACUUAUUGGCGAUACGGAAGUGGGUACAAAAUCAUCGUUGAUAGUGCCGAAGCUUGGAAACAUCGAAAAUAUUUCGGAGAACAUCAGGUCUAAGCUGCAAAUUGAAAAGUCUUCUGAAAAGAUGGUUCAUCUGCAACAAAACCUAAUGGAUAUAUUUGUAAUACUUGAUGACCUUUUGGAUGACAAAACUGUUCUAUUAAAGCCCCUAAUUGAGGAUACGAAAACGGUUCUUCUAUCAGAAUAUGACUAUAUUGAGCAAAAACAGGGACAGCUGCAAACAGCAACAAUUGAAGGAAAAAUUCAAACCAUUACAAAAAACAUACUGAAUGUUUGCGAAAAGCUACAACAGCUCAACAAAGACCAGAUUGAAGAAAAGCGCAUUGAAGAGCACCAAUUAACUGAAAAGAAUAAACUGGACGCAGAAAAGGUUGAAAAAGAAGCUGAAGAGAAAACUCAGAAGGGAGAAGAAUCUGAAGUUGUUGCUGAAAAGGUUUCCGAAGAAAAGGUUCCUGAGAGUAAGAAGCCGGAAAUAGGGGAAUCUAAGGGUGAAGCCCAAAAGGCGAAGUUACUAGAACAACAAUUAAUUGAAGAGCAGAAACUGGAUACCAAACAGAAGAAACAAACCAAAAAGGAUGCCGAGAAGAGCGCCCAGAAGGGAGAAGCAUCUGAAGUCGUUGCAGAGAAGGUUUCCGAAGGAAAGGCUCCUGAGAGUAAGAAGCUUGAAGUAAGGGAAUCCGAAAGUGAAGCACAAAAGGCAAAGGUACUAGAACAACAAUUAAUUGAAGAGCAGAAACUGGAAACCAAAAAGAAGAAACAAUCCGAGAAGGAAGCUGAAGCGAAAGCCCAAAAGGGAGAAGCAUCUGAAGUCGUUGCAGAGAAGGUUUCCGAAGAAGAGGUUCCUGAGAGUCAGAAGCCUGAAAUAGGGGAAUCUGAAAGUGAAGCCCAACAGGCAAAGUUACUAGAACAACAAUUAAUUGAAGAGCAAAAACUAGAUACCAAACAGAAGAAACAAACCAAAAAGGAUGCUGAGAAGAAAGCCCAGAAGGGAGAAGCAUCUGAAGUUGUUGUUGAGAUGGUUUCCGAAGAAAAGGUUCCUGAGAGUCAGAAGCCUGAAAUAGGGGAAUCUGAAGUUGAAGCCCAAAAGGCAAAGGUACUAGAACAACAAUUAAUUGAAGAGCAGAAACUGGAAACCGAACAGAAGAAACAAUCUGAGAAGGAUGCUGAAAAGAAAGCCCAAAAGGGAGAAGAAUCUAAAGUUGUUGCUGAAAAGGUUUCCGAAGAAAAAGUUCCUGAGAGUAAGAAGCCGGAAAUAGGGGAAUCUAAGGGUGAAGCCCAAAAGGCGAAGUUACUAGAACAACAAUUAAUUGAAGAGCAGAAACUGGAUACCAAACAGAAAAAACAAACUAAAAAGGAUGCUGAGAAGAGCGCCCAGAAGGGAGAAGCAUCUGAAGUCGUUGCUGAGAAAGUUUAUGAGGAAAAGGCUCCUGAGAGUAAGAAGCUUGAAGUAAGGGCAUCCGAAAGUGAAGCACCAAAGGCAAAGGUACUAGAACAACAAUUAACUGAAGAGCAGAAACUGGAAACCAAAAAGAAGAAACAAUCCGAGAAGGAUGCUGAAGCGAAAGCCCAAAAGGGAGAAGCAUCUGAAGUCGUUGCAGAGAAGGUUUCCGAAGAAGAGGUUCCUGAGAGUCAGAAGCCUGAAAUAGGGGAAUCUGAAAGUGAAGCCCAACAGGCAAAGUUACUAGAACAACAAUUAAUUGAAGAGCAAAAACUAGAUACCAAACAGAAGAAACAAACCAAAAAGGAUGCUGAGAAGAAAGCCCAGAAGGGAGAAGCAUCUGAAGUUGUUGUUGAGAUGGUUUCCGAAGAAAAGGUUCCUGAGAGUCAGAAGCCUGAAAUAGGGGAAUCUGAAGUUGAAGCCCAAAAGGCAAAGGUACUAGAACAACAAUUAAUUGAAGAGCAGAAACUGGAAACCAAACAGGAGAAACAAUCUGAGAAGGAUGCUGAAAAGAAAGCCCAAAAGGGAGAAGUAUCUGAACUUGUUGCUGAGAAGGUUUCCGAAGAAAAGGUUCCUGAGAGUCAAAAGCCUGAAAUAGGGGAAUCUGAAGUUGAAGCCCAAAAGGCAAAGGUACUAGAACAACAAUUAAUUGAAGAGCAGAAACUGGAAACCACACAGAAGAAACCAUCCGAGAAGGAUGCUGAGAAGAAAGCCAAGAAGGGAGAAGCAUCUGAAGUCGUUGCAGAGAAGGUUUCCAAAGAAGAGGUUCCUGAGAGUAAGAAGCUUGAAGUAGGGGAAUCUGAAAGUGAAGCCCAAAAAACAAAGGUACUAGAACAACAAUUGAUUGAAGAGCACAAACUGGUUACCAAACAGAAGAAACAAGCCGAGAAGGAUGCUGAGCAGAAAGCUCAAAAGGGAGAAGCAUCUGAAGUUGUUGCAGAGAAGGUUUCCGAAGAAAAAGUUCCAGAGAGUCAGAAGCCUGAAAUAGGGGAAUCUGAAGUUGAAGCCCAAAAGGCGAAGGUACUAGAACAACAAUUAAUUGAAGAGCAGAAACUGGGAACCAAACAGAAGAAACAAUCCGAGAAGGAUGCUGAAAAGAAAGCCCAGAAGGGAGAAGCAUCUGAAGUCGUUGCAGAGAAGGUUUCCGAAGAAAAGGUUCCUGCGAGUAAGAAACUUGAAGUGGGGGAAUCUGAAACUGAAGCACAAAAGGCAAAGGUAAUAGAACAACAAUUAAUUGAAGAGGAUAAACUAGAUACCAAACAGAAGAAACAAGCCGAGAAGGAUGCUGAGCAGAAAGCUCAAAAGGGAGAAGCAUCUGAAGUCGUUGCAGAGAAGGUUUGCGAAGAAAAGGUUCCUGAGAGUAAGAAACUUGAAGUAGGGGAAUCUGAAAGUGAAGCCCAAAAGGCAAAGGUACUAGAACAACAAUUAAUUGAAGAUCAGAAACUGAAUACCAAACAGGAGAAACAAACCAAAAGGGAUGCUGAAAAGAGAGCCCAAAAGGGAGAAGCAUCUGAAGUCGUUGCAGAGAAGGUUUCCGAAGAAAAGGUUCCUGAGAGUCAGAAGCCUGAAAUAGGGGAAUCUGAAGUUGAAGCCCAAAAGGCGAAGGUACUAGAACAAAAAUUAAUUGAAGAGCAGAAACUGGAAACCAAACAGAAGAAACAAUCCGAGAAGGAUGCUGAGAAGAAAGCCCAGAAGGGAGAAGCAUCUGAAGUCGUUGCAGAGAAGGUUUCCAAAGAAAAGGUUCCUGAGAGUCAAAAGCCUGAAACAGGGGAAUCUGAAGUUGAAGCCCAAAAGGCGAAGGUACUAGAACAACAAUUAAUUGAAGAGCAGAAACUGGAAACCAAACAGAAGAAACAAUCCGAGAAGGAUGCUGAGAAGAAAGCCCAGAAGGGAGAAGCAUCUGAAGUCGUUGCAGAGAAUGUUUCCGAAGAAAAGGUUCCUGAGAUCAAGAAGCUUGAAGUAGGGGAAUCUGAAAGUGAAGCCCAAAAGGCAAAGGUAGUAGAACAGCAAUUAACUGAAGAGCAGAAACUGGAAACAAAACAGAAGAAACAAUCCAAAAGGGAUGCUGAAAAGAAAGCCCAAAAGGGAGAAGUAUCUGAAGUUGUUGCAGAGAAGGUUUCCGAAGAAAAGGUUCCUGAGAGUCAGAAGCCUGAAAUAGGGGAAUCUGAAAGUGAAGCCCAAAAGGCAAAGGUACUAGAACAACAAUUAAUUGAAGAGCAAAAACUGGAUACCAAACAGAAGAAACAAACCAAAAAGGAUGCUGAAAAGAAAGCCCAAAAGGGAGAAGCAUCUGAAGUCGUUGCAGAGAAGGUUUCCGAAGAAAAAGUUCCUGAGAUUAAGAAGCCUAAAAUAGGGGAAUCUGAAGUUGAAGCCCAAAAGGCAAAGGUACUAGAACAACAAUUAAUUGAAGAGCAGAAACUGGAAAGCAAACAGAAGAAACAAUCCGAGAAGGAUGCUGAAAAGGAAGCCCAAAAGGGAGAAGUAUCUGAAGUUGUUGCUGAGAAGGUUUCCGAAGAAAAGGUUCCUGAAAGUCAAAAGCCUGAAAUAGUGGAAUCUGAAAGUGAUGCCCAAAAGGCGAAGGUACUAGAACAACAAUUAAUUGAAGAUCAGAAACUGAAUACCAAACAGGAGAAACAAACCAAAAAGGAUGCUGAGAAGAAAGCCCAGAAGGGAGAAGCAUCUGAAGUCGUUGCAGAGAAGGUUUGCGAAGAAAAGGUUCCUGAGAGUAAGAAACUUGAAGUAGGAGAACCUGAAACUGAAGCACAAAAGGCAAAGGUACUAGAACAACAAUUAAUUGAAGAGGAUAAACUAGAUACCAAACAGAAGAAACAAACCAAAAAGGAUGCUGAGAAGAAAGCCCAGAAGGGAGAAGCAUCUGAAGUCGUUGCAGAGAAGGUUUGCGAAGAAAAGGUUCCUGAGAGUAAGAAACUUGAAGUAGGGGAAUCUGAAAGUGAAGCCCAAAAGGCAAAGGUACUAGAACAACAAUUAAUGGAAGAUCAGAAACUGAAUACCAAACAGGAGAAACAAACCAAAAGGGAUGCUGAAAAGAAAGCCCAAAAGGGAGAAGCAUCUGAAGUCGCAGCGGAGAAGGUUUCCGAAGAAAAGGUUCCUGAGAGUAAGAAGCUUAAAGUAAAGGAAUCUGUAGCCAACUCUCAAAAAGAAGAGCAGCAACUGAAUACAAAACAGCAGCAGCUGGAUAAAUUAUCACAGAGCUUAGAUGAGAUGGUUGAUGUAGUAGAUAAAAGCGAGAGCAAACGACAUGAAUCUGAAACGGAUACUGUUAAGGCGGAAGACUCCACUAGUUUGGAAGCGAAAACGUACAAGUCCUUGGAGUCUGAGUAUAGGGAAAGAAAGGAAACCCGCAGCGCUAAGCGUAAGCCGACAGUCGAUCUAAUGCUGACAAAUCGUAAUUCGGCAACGGGAAGUGAUCUCAAGUUGACAUGCGGCUUAUCUGGUCACGAGAUGAGAGUGAUGUGGUUCAAGCAAAAUAGUCCCAUUGCGAACGAUGCCAAGCACAAAAUAACCCUGAACGAUGGUCUGUCCUGCCUUGAAAUCAAAUCGACAGAAAUGAAUGAUUCUGGCAUAUAUCGAUGCAUAGCGUCCAAUCGAAAUGGAGAGGUGGAAACGAGCUGUCUUGUGACAAUAUACGAAGCACCUUCAACCAAAUUUGGCACACCGCCAAUAUUUACACGCAACAUACGAGAAUACUAUCACAUGCGCGACGAUGAGCUGACCAUUGAGUGUCACGUGCACGGUGUACCGCGUCCGGUUGUUACCUGGUGGCGCGGCGCCUUCCAGGUGAAGCCCAGCUACAAGUUCACCAUGCUCGAGGAGGCCCACGGCGUCUGCAAGCUGCUCAUCUACAAGCCCGGCAACAAGGAUAGCGGCACCUACACCUUAAAGGCCUUCAAUUCAAUCGGCGAGGCACAUAUCAACCAAACCGUCGAGGUGGCCAAGAAUCUGCACUAUCAUGUGCCCGGCAUAUUCCAUGCGCGCGACAGGAUCCAACUGGACAGCUUGAAGCAGGCCAAAGGGCAAAUGGAUGCCGCGCUCAAGUCCAUGGCCGAAUCGGAUCAGAAACGUGCCGAAGUCGAGGCCGAGCAGCAGCGUGUCCAGGCGGCGCGUGCACCACCCGAGCCACUUGUGCCGGCCAAGCAAAAGCUGCAGUUUGCCACCCAGCUGCGCGACCGUAUGGCCCUGGAGGGCACAACCGUGAAGUUUGCUGCCACGGUCAUUGGACCAGAGCCAAAUACGCGCUGGAUGAAGGAUGACACAUGGCUUGUGAUGAGCGAAAACAUCAAGAAUCUGUCCGAAGAGGGCAAGGCCAUUAUUCAGAUCAACAAAGUCACAUCGGCCGAUACGGGCGUCUACAAGUGUGUGGCCAAGAACGAUCUCAGCGAAAUCGAGACCUCAUGCUACUUUAAGGUGUAUGCGGCACAAGCUGAUGGCGACGAGUCCGAGCCCAUUUUUGCCCUGCCUAUGCGAGAUGUGUAUCACUCCUCCCAAAAUGAUUUGAUUAUCGAUACGAAGGUGCGCGGCAAUCCCCGUCCCGUCAUCUCUUGGACGAAAGAUCAGAUACCCGUUGUGCUCGACGAUCGUGUCGUGCAAAUCGAGCACUUGGAUGGCGUCUGCGAGCUAAUCGUUAAUAAGCCAACUGUGAAUGACAACGGCGUCUACGUUUGCACCGCCCAGAACAAAUUGGGCAGUCAGUCGACCACCCACACGGUUGUUGUCGACACCACGCACACGUCGCGCCGCUCUAGUGUAUUAUCGGCGGCCAUGCAGGAGGAUUCAGCCGCCGAAGGUGGUGGCAAGUCCAAGCCGAAGAAACUGCCCAAGAAAGAUGACGAAGCCGAGGCCGGCGGCGAAGGCGGCUACGAACGACGCAGCCGCUUGCCCGAUCCGUCACCCAAACAAAUGCUCUAUUUCACGGUCAACCUAUCCAAUCGCUACGUAGCCGAAGGCUCCAAGGUCAAGCUGCAAGCUGUUGUUGGCGGACCCGAGCCGACCAUCAAAUGGCAAAAGGAUGACCAAAAUGUCCAGUACGGACCUCGUAUACGCAACAUGAACCGCGAAGGCUUAGCUGUGCUGGAAUUCGUAAGCGCCCAGCCCGAAGACUCCGGCACCUAUACAAUAGUAGCCCAGAAUGAGUUUUGCAAGAUCACCACGUCGGCGAUGUUGCACGUCUAUCAGCCGAAGGUCAACACCGAUGUGCAGCCCGUUUUUAUACGCUCUCUGAAAGAGACCUAUCAUCUGACCUCGAAUGAACUUAUACUGGAGACAGCUGUGCGCGGUCAGCCCACACCUCAGGUGCAGUGGUUCAAGGACAGCAUUGAGGUUCAAAGCGGCGGCCGCUAUCAGAUAAUUGAACAUCAGGAUGGCACUUGUGAGCUCAUCAUUGAUCGGCCGGAUAGCAAGGAUUCGGGCAAAUAUGUGAUCAAGGCGGAGAGUCGUGCUGGCAAAAUGGAAAGUUCGCAUUAUGUGCUCUUCGAGGGCAAGGCCUCGCACAUUGCGGACAACAUUCACGGUGUGUUCCAUGCAGACAAGAGCCUGCUGCGGCCCAAAGAGGUAGAGAAGCCAGCUGUAAAGCCGGCUCCAUCGGCCGCCGACGCAGGAGCUGAAGGAGCUGAGGGAGAGGAGGGCAAAGGCAAGCGUCGUGGCCGCAAGAAGGAUGACGCCGAAGAGGAAGGUGUAUCUUCGGCUACGGACUAUGCCUCCGAUACGGCUAGUAUGUCCAGCAAGCGGCGCGAGAAGAACAUUGGCAUACACUUUACCACCACGAUGAGGGAUCGUGUUGUGGCUGAGGGUUCCAAGGUGAAAAUCUCUUGCUUCCUGGAGGCCAAAGAGCCGCAGGUUAAAUGGUUCAAGAACGAAGAGCCACUGCAAAAUGGACCCAAGAUUCGAGGACGCUACAGCGAAGGCCUCUGCCUUUUGGAGAUCACUAGCGCCACCGAGGAGGACAACGGCGAGUACAAGUGCUGGGGACGCGAUGAAACCGGUGAGGCGUCGACCUCCUGCAGGCUAGAGGUCUUCGCAGAUCCGGGCACGGGAGAUGUGCCACCAACGUUCACGCGCAACAUAAGGGAAACGCUGCACGGCAAGAUCAACGAACUCCAGCUGGACGUACAUGUGCGCGGUCUGCCGACGCCCUCAGUGUCAUGGUACAAGGAUAGUGUGAAGAUCGAGAACAACGAAAAAUACCAUCAGGUGGAUCACGAUGACGGCACCUGUGAACUGUUCAUUAGUCAUCCAAAGGUCGCCGACAGCGGCAAAUACGUUUGCCAGGCCGAGAAUCGCGAAGGUCAAACGGAGAUCGUGCAUAUGGUUACCGUAGAGCCACGCGUUCGGGUGCGUCCCAUGUCGCCACCUAGAGAGGGACGACCACCACCCAUACCGGCUGGUGAGGAGGAAGAACCAGCUGCUGAGGGUGAAGCAGUUGAAGGGGAAGGCACGGAGAAGAGAGUACGCAAGCCCAAGAAAGAUGAUGAGGAGCAGACAAGCUCCAGACGCGAGGUUCCACCGCCACCAGAUCUUAAGAAGCGUCUCUAUUUCCGCAACUACCUGUCCAAUCGCACGGUCAAGUCGGGCGCCAAUGUCAAAUGGAUGGUCAAUAUCGAUGGACCGGAGCCAACGGCCAAGUGGUUCCAUGGCGAUCAGCCAAUUACCUUCGGGGCCAAGAGCAAAAUGUCCAUGCAGGAUGGCAUCGCCUGGCUCAAUCUGGUCGGCGUUACGGAAGAGGAUGCCGGCGAAUAUACGUUGAGAGUAAGAGGAUCCGAAAAUGAAAUUGUUAGCACUUGCAACCUGUUCGUUUACAGCACGGGUCAAGUUGAGAUAGUCCCACCCACCUUCACGGUGGGCAUCAAAGACACGUAUUCUCUCAAUGAGAAUGAGUUGGUUCUGGAUUGUCGCGUGCGUGGCCAGCCCCGGCCAGAGAUCGAAUGGAUGAAGGGCAACGAAGCCAUCAGGAAUGAUGAGAAAUAUCAACUGAUCGAUCAGGCCGAUGGCUACUGCAAGCUGACCAUACGCAAUCCCACCGAAAAGGACUCUGGCAUAUACUCCUGCAUAGCGACCAACGAGGGCGCCCAACAUAAGAUGACCCAUCAGGUGGACUUUGCGGGCCGUGAGCGUUUCACACAGCAGAAAACGCACGGCUUCUUCCAUCGCGAUCCCAACAAGCCGCACUUCCUGACCCCUCUGGGCAAUCAGACCGUCUGCAAUGGCGGCACCGUUGCCAUCUCCGCUGAGUUUAUGCAGUCGAACACGCCCAUUGAGGUUAAAUGGCUCCGCGAUCGCCGGAAUGUUGAUGGUCCCAAUGUGAAGACCAUGAACGAGCGUGGCGUCUACACGUUGACCAUCAUGAAUGCCGGGGCUGAGCAUGAGGGUACCUACACUUGUCUCGCCUCGAAUGCCUAUGGACGCAUUGAGUCGCACGUCAACAUUGAUGUCGCCGUGGGCGCCGAAAAGGACGAACGUCCGCCUCUCUUCCUGUCCAGGCCCGAAACCGAAAUGAAGAUCGCCGUGGGUGAUCCCUUCUCGUUGUCCUUCCGCAUUGCGGGUGAUCCGAAACCGAAGCUUGUGUUCAUGAAGGGCACCAAGGAUAUAACCCAAUCGGAUCGCGUUAGCAAAGAGGUAUCCGAUGACUAUACCAGAUUCACAGUGCAAAAGUCGCAGAUCUCCGACUCCGGCACCUAUUUCGUUGUUGCCCGCAACGACUUUGGAACGGACAGAAUAUUCGUCACCAUUACAGUUAACCCGCGCGCUCGCUCUGAAACCCCAACGCAACCACGAUGGGGCCAACCCCUCGACAGUUACAGUGAAACUUCGUAUUUCAGAGAUCCACCCGGGUGCAUAUCAACCGAACCGCUGGUCGUUGACUCCGGACCCAGCCACAUAUCGUUGUCGUGGGGCAAGCCCGUCAGCGCCAACUCUGCACCUGUCAUUGCCUACAAAGUGGAGGCAUGGAUUCUUGGCCAUGAGGGUGGCGCCUAUUGGCGCGAGUUAGGUCUGACGCCCAUUAAUUCCUUCGAUGCCUUCAAUCUGAAGCCCAAUUUGGAAUACCAUUUCCGGGUGACGCCCAAGAAUCGCUAUGGCUGGGGGCCAGCGGUUCAGACCAGCUCCGCCCUGCAGGUGGGCGGCGUCGAGUGUCUGCCGGAAUUUGUCAAGAUUCUGCCGGGACAGGUGAAGGCGUUGCUUGGCUCCUCGUUUACGCUGCAGUGCAACAUGCGCGGUGCGCCGCGUCCAAAAGUCACCUGGUACAAGGAUGGCAUUCAGCUGAGCAACAGCUCGGAAUGGGUCAAGAUACGCCAAAUCGGUUCCACCUGUGCGCUCACCAUAGCGACAGUUUGUGAGCUCGAUUCUGGACGUUACACCUGCGAGGCAACCAAUUCCAAGGGACGCGUCUCCACCUUUGCACGCCUGCAAGUCGUAUCUGAUCCCAGGGUCUAUGAGGCGGAUUCGAGGCUGAAGGAAAUCGCACACGGUCGCCAUCCGGCUGAGCUUGGCGAAUCGCUGCCCAUUUUCACGAUGCGUCUGCGAGACCGUCGCGUACAGGUCACCUACCCGGUGCGUCUCACCUGCCAAAUUGUGGGCUAUCCCGCGCCGGAAAUACUCUGGUAUAAGGAUGGACAGCUAAUCAGCUGUGAUAGGCGGCAUCUCAUCACGGCCGAGGGUCAAUUCUUUACGCUGGAAAUCGCAGCCACAACGCUCGACGAUAGCGGCAACUACACCUGCACGGCCAAGAACGAGCUGGGCUCCGUGUCCUGCCACAGCUGCCUGGUGGUGGACAAAGGCAUACGCGCUUACAUCUCACCCGACUUUUACGUACCCCUCGACCCAUUCUAUGUGUUCCGCGAGGGCGCCGAAAUACGUCUGUCCACCAAGGUGGAAGCCUAUCCCGCUGUGGGCGUCAGCUGGCAUCGCAAUGGCAUGCGCCUGCGCCCUAGUCGACGCAUAUCCGCCACUCUAGACUCCACGGGCUAUGUGGAACUAAUCAUUGCCGAGGCAACACCACGCGAUGCGGGCAUUUACGUGUGCGUGGCCUCCAAUGUGGUCGGCAAGGUGGAGACAAUUUGCCGUGUGGCCAUCGAGGAGAUCGAAUCAGCUGCAACUCCACAACGCGCACUGGAAAUACCCAGCAUCAAGACGAGCGAUAUGCCUUACUCAAAGGAGCCGCUGUUUGUGGUGAAGCCGCGCUCCAGCGAAGCCUACGAGGGCGACAACGUCAUCAUAUUCUGCGAAGUGGUCGGCGAUCCCAAGCCCGACGUUGUCUGGCUGCGCGAUUUUCUAAAUCCGGAGUACUACAAGGACGCACCACACUUUAGACGCAUCGGCGAGGGGCCGGAGUAUCGCUUGGAGAUACCCAGCGCCAAAUUGGACUUUACCGGCACUUACUCAGUUAUAGCCAGCAAUUGCCAUGGCGAGACCAAGGCUGUAAUAUCCCUGCAAAUUUACGCCAAAGAUAUACUUAAAGAAAAUCGCAUGGACAAGGUUCACACGAGACAUGGCAAUAUUGAAACUCUGCCGCGCUUCAUACGCAACCUACGCAAUCUGCGCUGUUGCGAUGGAGACGCCAUAUCGCUGGAGUGCCAUGUGGAGGCAAUGCCGGAGCCCUAUAUAAUAUGGGAGAAGGAUGGCCACGUCUUGCCCAGCGACAGAGACUACAUAAUGUCAUAUGACGGCAUGAAGGCCACAUUGAGCAUACCACGGGUCUAUGCCGAGGACGAGGGCGAAUAUACGUGUGUGGCCAAGAAUUCAGUGGGCCGCACCCUUUCGUCAGCCUGCAUUAUUGUGGAUGUGCCUGAGGAGAAGGAGAACAUGCUCAGCCGGCAAUUGGCACGGCCAAGUGCUUUGCUAUCGGCCCACUCCACGCCACGUUCCACACCGCGCUCGACGCCCAAUCGUAGCUUUUCACCCAUGAGACUUUCUUACCGCAACAGCAGCAUUGAUCUGCACAUGGGCUCGGUGGAGCGCCGGCGCAGCGAUGCACGUUGCAUAUCAGCGCCCAAAUUCCUAGCCAUUCCCUACAAUCGUGUCGUGGAGGAGGGCGACAGCGUGCGCUUCCAAUGCGCCAUUGCUGGUCAUCCCACGCCCUGGGCCACCUGGGACAAGGAUGGCCUGAUUGUCACGCCAACCACACGGAUUGCUGUCAAGGAAGUCGAUGAUCUGCGCUUCAUUGAGAUCGAUGAAGUUGGCUUUGACGAUGCCGGCCUGUACCGCAUCACGCUUGAGAAUGACUUUGGGCGCAUAGAAGCCACCGCUCGUCUGGACGUUAUUAGCAGCUCACGCUACUCAAAGUCGCCCUCGACACGAAGCGUUCGUGCCUCCUCCUCGCGACGCAAUGCCUAUCUAUAUCGGCGCAUCAUGGGCCCAUCCACAGCUAUUGGCGGUCGCAUGGCGCUAGCGAGUGGCUUUCGUGGCUCGUCCGUGCCCUCGGUGAGAUUCUAUCACAAUAACGUUGAGCUGGAGCCCUCAGAUCGGGUGCACAUUGUGCUGCAGGAGGAUGAGGCUAUGCUAUUUGUGGACAACGUUACAUUAAACGAUGAGGGCGUCUACACCUGCAUAAUAAGCGGCGAUCAUGAUCCCCUAAUUAGCUCCAUCGAUGUCAAAUUCCAUGGAUCAAGUACUGAAAUUCAACAUCGCCCCGCUGCCAUUGCUGAGCCGCUGUCGGAGCUUACCAAAUCCGUUGAGGGCGAGGUGGUCGAUCUCUGUUGUGCCAUAGAUAGCGCCGAACCGUACAGCUACGUGUGGUUGCGCAAUGGCGAAAUUCUGCCCGACAGCGAGGAGUUCAACUACAUCGAUCACGGCAAUGGCUGUCUCUGUCUGCGCAUCAACGACGCCUUUGACAUUGACUCCGGCAUCUACAGCUGUCAGGUGUACACGUCUACGUCGGAUGACAGCGACGGCGACUGCGAGUGCGACUGCAGCAGCAGCGGUGAGCUGUGCGUGCUGGAGCGGGAUCUAACGCGGCACGACGAGAGCGUACAGCUGCUGAAGACACCGCUGCCGGUGGUGUGUGCGUCAGGAGCUGAAGCUCUCUUCUAUGCGCGUGUUUACCCCUGCGAAGCGGAUGCCGAAUGGUAUCUCAAUGGAAAACUCAUAUCGGAUGACUCACUUAACAUGACGUUGGAGUCGUAUCCGGAGAACGGCAUUCGCUUGCUGCGCCUGCGAGACGUCCAGCUGGCCCAGAGCGGUGAGCUGCGUCUGCAAGUGAAGCAUCCACAGGCGGAGCGACGCACGCCCGCCGCCCGCAGCUACACCAGCCUCCUAGUGCUGCCCACAGGCAGCAACAGCAGCAGCAACCAGAGCAAGGAGCACGACAACAACUAUUCGCUGGCUGCCAGCAGCUGCAUUUUGAAAGGCCCCGAAGAUUGCACCGCACUCAUUGGCGGCCAUGUCCAGCUGAGCGUGCACUAUGAGCCAUUCCCCAACACCAAAGUCAUCUGGUACAAGGCGUGCCGUCCCAUUGUUGAGGGCGCCAAUGUGACAAUUCGCAGCACGGCGCAGCAAUCGACGCUUUAUAUAACGGACAUCGCAGCUGAUGACAGCGGCAAAUAUACGGCGGAAAUAAUGAACGAAUAUGGCGUGGAGGCAGCUGCCGCCUCGGUGGCCGUUGAGGGACCACCAGAGCCGCCCAGCGGACAGCCGAGUAUCUCGCUCGGUCCGGAUCGUGUGGCCAUAGCCUGGUGUGGUCCGCCCUACGAUGGCGGCUGCAUGAUAACGGGCUUUAUCAUCGAGAUACAGAGCUGCAAGCCAACGGACUGUGAUAGCGUUAAGGAUAACGCUGACUGGCAGCAGCUGACCCGCGUGGUGGAUACGCUGGCCUAUACCGUCAAGGAUCUGCUGCCACAGCUGCAGUACAGAUUUCGUGUUCGCGCCGAAAACAUACACGGACGCAGUGCACCCAGCCAGGUCAGCGAACUGGUGCAGUUGACACGCACAGCCACAACAGUGGAUGCUGCUGCUGCUGCAGCAGCAGAUGCAACAGCCAAUUCCCUGAGCGCUGUGUCUGUGCAGUCUGGCGGGGAUUUCAAGGCACGCUUCGAAAUCAUCGAGGAGCUGGGCAAGGGACGCUUUGGUGUGGUCUACAAGGUGCAGGAGCGCGCACAGCCCGAACAGCUGCUGGCCGCCAAGGUGAUCAAAUGCAUCAAAUCACGCGAUCGCCAAAAAGUGCUCGAGGAGAUAUCCAUAAUGCGCUCACUGCAGCAUCCCAAGCUGCUGCAGCUGGCCGCCUCCUUCGAGAGCGCACGCGAAAUUGUCAUGGUCAUGGAAUAUAUUACGGGCGGCGAACUGUUCGAGCGCGUUGUCGCGGAUGACUUUACGCUGACCGAGCUGGACUGCAUUCUGUUUCUGCGGCAGGUGUGCGAGGGCGUUGCCUAUAUGCAUAGCCAGAGCGUGGUGCAUUUGGACCUGAAGCCGGAGAACAUAAUGUGCCACACGCGCACCAGUCAUCAGAUUAAGAUCAUAGACUUUGGCUUGGCCCAACGCCUGGACACCAAGGCGCCGGUGCGUGUGCUCUUCGGCACGCCCGAAUUCAUACCGCCGGAGAUCAUUAGCUACGAACCCAUCGACUUUAAAUCGGACAUGUGGAGCGUCGGCGUCAUUUGCUACGUACUUCUCUCGGGCCUGUCACCUUUUAUGGGCGACACGGAUGUGGAAACUUUUUCGAAUAUAACGCGUGCGGACUACGACUAUGAUGAUGAGGCCUUUGAUUGCGUCUCUCAAGAGGCCAAGGACUUUAUCUCACAGCUGCUUGUCCAUCGCAAGGAGUCGCGCCUGACUGCCCAGCAGUGCCUCGAGUCCAAGUGGCUGUGCCAGCGCCAUGACGAGAAUCUCAGCAAUAACAAAAUCUGCACGGACAAGCUCAAGAAGUUCAUCAUACGACGCAAGUGGCAGAAAACGGGCAAUGCUAUACGCGCCCUGGGUCGCAUGGCUACGCUGUCAGCAUCACGUCGCAAUUCGGCCAUUGCCAUGGGCGCUUGCAAUAGUCCGCGUCCCUCCAUUUCUGGUCUGAGCAUGCUGAGUGCCGCCCAUGUGAGCAGCACGCAAAUGGCGUCCCUGAACGAGGAGGAGGAUGAUUUUAGCGGCGAGAUGCCGCACGUGGACAAGCGGAAGACGACGGGCGUAUUGAGGCUGCGCGACAAGUCGCAGUGCAGCGAACGCAGUGAUUCCGGCUAUAGCGAGUGCUCCAAUGGCAGCCUGGGCACACAGGAGACGCUGCUUCUCACGCUGGCCAAGAACAAGCUGGAGCAAAUAGCCAAAGCAAGCCAGGCUAGCGAGGCCUCGGACAAUGCAGCCACGUUUGCAAGCAGCGUGCCGGCUCUGGAGCUGCCUGCCAAGGGUGAACCCAUAAUGCUGUCCGACUUUACCAAUACGAUUAAGAUGCGCAAGAAAUCACUGGAGGAUAGCUGCACGCGCGAGAAACCAAAGCCGCAUGCCACCAAGCCGAUUUGCGAGUCCAAGCUGAAGGUGUCCCAACUGAAGCACAGGUUCCAGCAAUCAAAUGCUGCCGCUGCCGCUGCUUCCGCUGCUGCUGCUUCCGCUGCUGCUGCUUCCGCUGCUGCUGCUUCCGCUGCUGCUGCUUCUGCACAUAAAAAGCCUGCCCCAGAGCCCAAUCAAAUCGCCAAGGUCGCGAGCAUGGGUCGCAUCAGUAAACCCGCUGCAGGGCCAGCGAGCAGGUCAGCUGCCGGCAGCGCCACUAAAGCGAGACCAACACAAACCCAAUCCAUGCCCAGCUCACCGCUGCCCCAGCGCGCCGCAACGCCAACGCGGCUGAGCAGUCGCGUCCGCGAGACAGCGGAACGUCUUGCCCAACAGCACACGGUGGCCAGCGCACAGCGGCAGGCGCAGGUUAAGGGGAAUGGAAACGGUCAUGGACACGGACAUGGACAUGGACAGGGGCACGGGAACGGGCAUGGAAACGGGCAUGGGAACGGGCACGGGCACGAGUCACGUGCGCGCAGUCUCAUCAAUAGAUUCAACGAAACGAAACAUAUCACGUCCUAGCUUUUAUGUCGCUUAAAGCUGAUUUACUUAAUUCACUUUAUUAUUGCAAAUAUCAUUAAUUAUUUUUUUUAUUUUGUUUUGUGUUGUGUAUGUAAAAAACAGACAAAAAAGAAAACAAACCCAAGGAAAAUCUGUACGAAACACUCGAAUAUAUAUGUAACAUACAUAUUUACAUAUAUGUAUAGGCAUAUACAUAUAUACCAUAUAUAUGGCUGCGAAUGCGAACUAAUUGUAAUCCAAAUCCGAAUCCAAAAUGCACCCAACAUUAUAGGCACUGGCACUGGCACAGGCACAUCGCACUGCACUUAGGCUAGACAAAGGCUAAAUAUUUAAAUUAUUGUAUCGAUUUAUAUACAUAAUAUCUAUUUACCAUACUAAUUAAAGUUAAUAUAACGAAGCCAACGCUGUCAAGCUAUAGGCAAGAAUCCAUCAAGAAA